AUUUAGUUAAGAUAUAAUCAUCACUCGAAAUGCCGAUUCGGUGACACAGGCGCCCCUUGGUGAUGCGUUCUCCUAUGCGAUCGACUCGAUCGGCGUUUGACUUAAACACUCACUGUACGCCAAACUCGCUCCGCUCUGCUCUUACCAUUGCAACUUUUGCAGACUCUACAGACAUGUCGUACAAUAGCUGAAGUAAACCUGUCAUUCGGCUCAUCGUUUGAGCCUCCGACAAAUAGGUGAUAGACAGGAAUCCGUUGAAGGACACCCCCGCUGCUGUUUGGCUUUCAAUGGCCUCUGAUUAAAAACCUUGGAUAUGAGUUAUGAUCAUAUUUCUCAUUAUUGAACUGGGCUAGUGAUGCAGGAGACCGUGGCGACUCUCUCAGUGGUUCAAGAUGGCAGAUUUUUAUUGAGUUUUGAACAGAUAAAUCGCUUUAUUUUUUGCCAUGAAUAACAGAAAUCUUUGCACCGAUGGCCCCUGUAUACGAAGGUAUGGCCUCGCAAGUGCAAGUCUUUCCCCCUCACACGCUCCAGUCAAGUGCCUUCUUUAGCGUGAAGAAACUGAAAGUGGAGCAGAGUUGCAACUGGGAUAUGACAGGGUACGGCACGCACAGCAAAGUCUACAGCCACAACAGCAGCAGCAGCACCAGCGGCGGCAGCAGCAAGCACGUGUCGGCCAGCGUCGCCCCCCUCGGCAUCAGCAGCUCCCUGCAGGUGGCCAGCUCCACACUGCACUACGAGCAGACGCUCAUCUUCCCAGCCAGCGCUAGCCACAUCGUGGUCGCCUCAGCCAGCAGCACUUCAGGGGCCGCGGGGUCACUGCUGGGCAGCAGCGCUAGCAGCGGAGGCAACGGCGGUAGCGGUAGCAGUUGCGGCGGCGGCGGCGGCGGCGGUGGUGGCGGCGGCAGCAACUGCAGCGACGGAGGCGGAGGAGGAGGAGGCAGCACUGGUGGUGGGGUGGGUGUCCACAACCUGACCCGCCGUAGUACUGUCAGUCUCCUGGACACGUACCAGCGAUGCGGGCUUAAGCGCAAAAGCGAGGAGCUCGACAACAGCCACAGCAGCGUGCAGCUCGUGGAGGAGCGCGGCGGCGCGGCCAUGAUCCAGAACGGAGCGGGCAGCGGGGCAGCGGCGAUGGCGGCGGCGGCGGCGGCGGGGACGGCGCCCGCCACGGCCACCGCCAACUCCACCGCCACGUCCAAGAACAGCAGCGCCAACAACGAGGGGGACUACCAGCUGGUGCAGCACGAGGUGCUGUGCUCCAUGACCAACACCUACGAGGUGCUGGAGUUCCUGGGGCGAGGCACCUUCGGGCAGGUGGUGAAGUGCUGGAAGCGGGGCACCAACGAGAUCGUGGCCAUCAAGAUCCUGAAGAACCACCCGUCGUACGCGCGGCAGGGCCAGAUCGAGGUCAGCAUCCUGGCGCGCCUCAGCACCGAGUGCGCCGACGACUACAACUUUGUGCGGGCCUACGAGUGUUUCCAGCACAAGAACCACACGUGCCUGGUGUUUGAGAUGCUGGAGCAGAACCUGUACGACUUCCUCAAGCAGAACAAGUUCAGCCCGCUGCCGCUCAAGUACAUCCGGCCGGUGCUGCAGCAGGUGGCCACGGCCCUCAUGAAGCUCAAGAGCCUGGGUCUGAUCCACGCCGACCUCAAGCCCGAGAACAUUAUGCUGGUGGACCCUUCCAGGCAGCCUUACAGAGUCAAGGUCAUCGACUUUGGUUCGGCGAGUCACAUCUCCAAGGCGGUCUGCUCCACUUAUCUGCAGUCCAGAUACUACCGGGCUCCAGAGAUCAUUCUGGGCUUGCCUUUCUGUGAGGCCAUAGACAUGUGGUCCCUGGGCUGUGUGAUAGCUGAACUCUUCCUUGGCUGGCCCCUUUACCCCGGGGCCUCUGAGUACGACCAGAUACGGUACAUCUCCCAGACUCAGGGUCUGCCUGCAGAGUAUCUGCUGAGUGCCGGGACGAAGACCACCCGCUUCUUCAACAGAGACCCCGACUCCACCUAUCCUCUGUGGAGACUCAAGACCCCAGAGGAUCACGAAGUCGAGACGGGGGUCAAGUCCAAGGAGGCUCGCAAGUACAUCUUCAACUGCCUGGACGAUAUGGCACAGGUGAAUAUGUCGUCGGACCUGGAAGGCAGUGAGAUGUUGGCGGAGAAGGCAGACCGCCGGGAGUUCAUAGACCUGCUGACCAAGAUGCUGACCAUCGACGCGGACAAGAGGAUCACCCCCAUCGAGACCCUCAACCACCCCUUCGUCACCAUGAACCACCUCCUGGACUUCCCGCACAGCACACACGUGAAGUCGUGCUUCCAAAACAUGGAGAUCUGCAAGCGGCGCGUGAACAUGUACGACCAGAGCAAGACGCCCUUCAUCACCCACGUGGCCCCCAGCACGUCCACCAACCUCACCAUGACCUUCAACAACCAGCUCAACACUGUGCACAGCCAGGCCUCUUGCUUGGCCUCCUCCUCCACCACCAACGCCACCUUCUCCCUCGCCAACCCCGACGUCUCCCUGCUGAACUACCAGUCGGCCAUCUACCAGCCCACCAGCGCCUCCAUGGCCACCGUGGCCCAGAGGAGCAUGCCUCUGCAGCCGGGGCCCCCCCAGCUCUGCCCCGCGCGGCCCCCCGACCCCUUCCAGCAGGCCCUCAUCGUCUGCCCACCCGGCUUCCAAGGGCUGCAAGCAUCUCCGUCCAAGCACACUAGUUACUCUGUGCGGAUGGAGAACGCCGUUCCCAUAGUGACGCAGGCCCCUGGUGCCCAACCUCUACAGCUCCAGCCUGGCCUGCUGACACAGCAGGCCUGGCCCAGCGGCGCCCAGCAGAUCCUGCUGCCCCCAGCCUGGCAGCAGCUCACCCACACCUCGGUCCAGCACGCCACCGUCAUCCCCGAGCCAAUGAGCAGCACGCAGCCUCUGGCCAGCUGGAGGAAUUCCCACACUCACGCUAGCCACUACAACCCCAUCAUGCAGCAGCCGGCCCUAUUGGCCGGCCACGUCACCCUGCCAUCCAAUCAGCCACUCAAUGUGGGAGUGGCUCACGUUAUGAGGCAGCCGUCAACCAAUAACAGCUUGUCCAAAAAGACCAAGCAGCACCAGAUGUCUACAAGGAACCUGUCGGGCUACGAGGUGUCCUCCUCCCAGCCCGUGCUGUCCCCGCAGCGCUCCAAGCGGGUGAAGGAGAACACGCCGCCGCGCUGCGCCGUGCUCCAGAACAACACCUCCUUCAACUGCCCCGCCCUCUCCACCGUCACCGGAGGCUGGGGCAGCAGCAGCAGCAGCACACACCACCAUCACGUCCCACGACAGACCAUCAUCAUCCCCGACACGCCCAGCCCGGCCGUCAGCAUCAUCACCAUCAGCAGCGACACGGACGACGAGGAAGAACACAAGCAGAGCAACAACAACUUACCGUCGAAGCACAGGAAGAACGUGAUCAGCUGCGUGACGGUGCACGACUCGCCCGAUUCGGACUGCUCCAGCAACAACAGCCCAUACGCCAUGGAGACCAGGUUGGCCAACAACAACAACAACAACGGCUACGACAGCAAAAGCACCGUGCUGGACAACUACAACAACAUGAACUCUCGCACCAUCAUCGUCCCCCCCCUGAAGACUCAAGGCAGUGAGCUGCUGAGCGAGUGCGAUCGCCUCAUGCCAGAAGCAAUUAAUCAUCAGAACUACAAGUUCAAGUCCUCCAUCGUGGGGGUGUCCGGAAACGGACACUUACCGGGGGGCGUGGUGGGCUCCUACCGGCAUCAGCGCUCCGGGCCGCACCCCUUUCAGCAGCAGCCCCUGAACCUCAGCCAGGCCCAGCAGCACAUGGCGGCGGAGCGAGGCGCGGGCCACCGGCGCCAGCAGGCCUACAUCGCCCCCACCAUCGCCGCGCAGGCGCCCUACUCCUUCCACCACGGCAGCCCCUCCUCCCACACGGGCAACCUCCACCCCCACCCCCACCCCCACCUGACGGCCGCCCACCUGCCCGGCCAGCCCCAGCUGUACGCCUACACCACCGGGCCGCCGGCGGGCGCGCUGGGCUCCAGCGGCGCCACCACCAUGGCCCACCUGGUGGCCUCCCAGGGCUCGGCGCGGCACGCCGCGCAGCACGGCAGCUACCCGCCCGCCAUCGUGCACCAGGUGCCCGUCAGCAUGGGCCACGGCGUGCUGCCGUCGCCCGCGCUGCAGCACCACCACCACCACGCCGGCCAGUACCAGGUGCAGCCCUUCGCCCACCACCACCACCACCACCACCACCACCCGGCCUACAUCAGCGCCUCGCCGGCCUCCACCGCCACCCUGUACACUGGAUACCCGCUGAGCCCCGCCAAGGUCAACCAGUACCCUUACCUCUAGAGGGGCCAAGCCCGCCGUCGGGACCUCUGUGGACCACACUGGAGAGGGAGACCCGCCCCCUGCAGCAGCAGCAUCCUCUGCUGCUGCUG
Molecule: messenger RNA, 4445 nt
Organism: Gadus chalcogrammus (walleye pollock)
Lineage: Eukaryota; Metazoa; Chordata; Actinopteri; Gadiformes; Gadidae
Gene: hipk2
Product: homeodomain interacting protein kinase 2
Exons: 17
Coding region: 469-4356 (1295 amino acids)
Biological process (GO): peptidyl-threonine phosphorylation; smoothened signaling pathway; intrinsic apoptotic signaling pathway in response to DNA damage by p53 class mediator
Cellular component (GO): nucleus; cytoplasm; PML body
Molecular function (GO): ATP binding; transcription corepressor activity; protein serine/threonine kinase activity
Source: RefSeq, a predicted model, not a curated record